UGUCACUUGUGCAGAGUUGCCUGAGCAAAAGAGGCGCAACGUUUGGCAAAGCAGAAUGGAUUAUCUAGGCCUGCUGCCAGAAGAGGUCUGGGUCCAGGUUGCAAGUGCGCUAAAGCGCGGCGCCGACCGGAGCGCGUUUGCUCAGUCGUGCCGGGCGUUCGCAGAAUUUGAAAAGCUAUCGCGGGAGAAGGUUUCCGUCACCUCUUGGGCGCAAGCUUCAGGACCGAUUUGCUUGGGUACCUUCUCUAACAAGCUGACGUCAUAUCUGUCACAGUUCCCUUGCAUGCAAAGCUUGCGCCUUGUCGGGCCCAACAGCGAUCCUGAGGAUGUCGAGAAGUUUGCAGCAGGGUUUGGCCGGUACGUGCUUCCGCACCAGGUGACUCGGGAGACGCUCGUAAGCUACGAGCCAGCAAUGGCGGUCACGCACUAUCUGGGGCCCGCAGAACGGGUGCUAUCGUUCGGGGCCCUGUCUGCGACGAUUCGGACAGAGCAGCUGUAUCCUCCUGCUCUGUAUCCUCUGAGUAUUGAUGACCACAUUCUGGAGGGCUUGAUGGGGGCUUGUUCGAGAGUCAAGCAUCUGGAGGUCCGGUACGAUGAUGGUAUUUCUGGGGAGGGCCUUGGUUGUCUGGCAGGAGUGAGGGGGCUGCGGAGUCUGCAUCUGGUUGAGUGCUCCGCGGUCAAAGACUACACUCCAUUGAAGCGCCUAUUGCAGCUGGAGUCCCUAUGCAUUCAGGGGCUUGGCCCAAGCACAAGCACAAGCCUAACCGACUCCGCAGUCGAGCAGAUUGCUGCCAAUUGCACCACACUCCGAACGCUAGAGCUCAUCUCUCACACAAGCCUCACGAACGCUGCGCUUAUCGCCAUAGGACAGUUCUGCCGUAACCUCUCCACGUUCAAACUGCACCCGUGCCGGGCUGGGCCUAUCGACAGCCAAGGUGUGGCUGCGCUAGCAUCCCUGACCAAUCUGCAAACCCUCCAGUUAACCAACCUGGUUAACGAGAUUGACCCAGCCUUCCAACCCAUAUCUCAGCAGUGUUCGGGGUUAACCUCUUUGAGAAUAACGGACUGCCCUCGCUUCAGUCGGUGGGCCCUCAGGAGGCUCGCAUUCCACUGUGGAAAGUUGACCAAGCUCGACGUGUCGCGGUGCAAGAAACUGGCGAUGUAUGAGGCGCUCGUGGAUCUCAAGUUGUGCACAAAUCUGGAGGAUCUCACGCUGGACCACUGCAUCAUCGAGUCGCAGCCGGAGCUGUUCAAAAGCUUAGGGGAGAACCUCGGCAAGCUACGGCGCUUGUUUGCCCGUGGUUGCACCGGGAUGGAUGAAGCUUCCUUAGGAUACGUGUUGCUCGGGUGCCGACGCUUGGACACGAUGGUUCUUACCCACUGCAGGCUUUUGCAAAGUUUGAAGUGGGCUCGUUUACCUGAUCUGGCCUCGUUGAAGACGCUAGAUUUGACAAACUGUCGAUUGAAUUGGGACGAGCCCUUCUCGGUAGCUCUGGCAAAGUGCACUGGUUUGACAGAUCUGAGCUUGGCAUUCUGCGCACAGUGUAUAGUGAGUCCCGACGCAUUCGAAGCUCUCUUUGUUCAUUACCCAGGUCUGAAAAAGCUGAGUCUUGCUAGAAACUCGGGUUGGGUGAGGGACUGGACUUUAGAAAGCACUUUCAAACUCUCUCCGAAUUUGGUAGAGCUUAACAUCCACGGCUGCUAUCUGGUGACCGACUCUGGGCUCCAAAGUCUUCUGAGCCUGAGAUCGUUGAACAGCCUGAUCAUCUCGGAAUGCAAGGCUAUCACGGAAGAUGGUCUUGUCCGGUUUGCGAAGGGAAACCCGGCCUUAGAGUCCCUUUGGUGCGACGGUGUAGCUCAGGGUAGCUUACUCGAUCAAAAGACAGUGUGUCGGAUAUUGAGAGGUUGUCAACGGCUCAAAAAGCUUGCAGUCAAGAGCUUGAAGCCAACGGAGUUUAUCUGGGAGAAGGGCAAAAUCUUGCGCUUCUCGGAAGUUCGCUGAUUGUUGCUAACCUACGAGAGUCGAUUGGUACAGUACACUCGAUCAAUUAAGAUUUACCAUUCAUUCGCCUUCUCAGACUGAUUCGAAUAUGUAAGCGGCCACUGUGGUUUACAAUGAUGUUCGGAG
This is a messenger RNA of Klebsormidium nitens, 2128 nucleotides long. The record is from the annotation of a GenBank genome assembly. NCBI's taxonomy places the organism in Eukaryota, Viridiplantae, Streptophyta, Klebsormidiophyceae, Klebsormidiales, Klebsormidiaceae.